This is a messenger RNA of Colias croceus (clouded yellow), 1476 nucleotides long. RefSeq names its product potassium channel subfamily K member 15 (gene sand). Gene Ontology annotation, biological process: stabilization of membrane potential; potassium ion transmembrane transport. NCBI's taxonomy places the organism in Eukaryota, Metazoa, Arthropoda, Insecta, Lepidoptera, Pieridae. Gene Ontology annotation, molecular function: potassium ion leak channel activity. The record is from RefSeq and is a predicted model, not a curated record. Bases 179 to 1390 code for a protein of 403 amino acids. Gene Ontology annotation, cellular component: membrane. The transcript has 11 exons.
GUCAAGCAUUCUGCUUCAUUCUACCGAAUUUAAUAUAAACAUAAUACAUAAUUGUGAUAUGAUUGUAGACAUUGCAAUAAGUUGGGAACAGGAUAUUUAUUAGUGUUGUGUAAAAUGUGUGUUCAGUUUAUAUUUGUGUGGUGACAACCCGCCAAUGGCGUCCCCAGGAUGAGCCAAGAUGGCGCGACGUAAGCGCCGCUUCGGGUCCCGUCUCCGGGACUACGUGCGCGGUUUCCUCGCCUUCCUCUUCAGCAACGUGGGCAUCGUGGUACUGGUGGUCGCGUAUACCAUCGCUGGCGCUUUCAUGUUUCAAGCAAUAGAAGGUGCGAGCGAGAUGGAGAGAGUAAACAAUAUGGCGAGGGAAAGGGACAACACUGCACAGUAUUUGUGGCAAAACGUCACGUUAACGCUCAAUUUGUUCAAUGAUACUGCUCUUAAAGAGAGAAUUAGUAUAGAACUACUGCACUAUCAGCGUAAGAUAGUGUUUGCUGUCCGCCGCGGGUGGGACGGCAGCCGAUCGUCCAGGCAGUGGAGUUUCUCCUCAGCUUUUUUGUAUUCCUUGACUGUUAUCACUACUAUAGGUUAUGGUCACCUCAGUCCAAGAACGUCUUGGGGUAAAAUAGUGACCAUUUUCUAUGCCCUACUUGGUAUGCCGCUCUUUCUUCUAUAUUUGAGUAAUGUUGGUGAAUUAUUAGCUAGCUGGUUUAAAUGCAUCUAUGCAUUAAUAUGUCUGUGCCGGGGUUGUCCCGGCUUCACUAGACGACGAGUUGUGCAUUUUAGAUCACAGUUAGAAAUAAGCGAAGCUGAAAGUAUAGAAAGACCAGCGGGUUGGACUGAUAAUUCGGAGUCAGAAGUCACUGAUGUGGCCAUAGCUUAUGAUCCUUAUUUAAGAGGAUAUUAUCCAAGAGAAAGACGACCCUACUUCCGCACCACCUCCCUCCCCCAACCCUCCAGAUACCCCCUACAAGUACGGGGUUAUUCCGAACCUUUGCGGGAACCCAUCCAACAAACUGUCAGCAGUGAUAGUGACUUCACCUAUGUGACCUUCGAUGCCCAGUCUAUAACUGUGCCCAUCAGUGUUUGCGUGUUCUUCAUGGUCGGAUAUCUCAUGUUUGGAUCAAUGAUAUUUGGCCUUUGGGAGAGAUGGGACAAACUAGAUGGUGCUUACUUCUGUUUUAUAUCUUUAAGCAGCAUCGGUUUCGGCGACUUCGUUCCCGGCGAGCGAAUAUACACGCCCCGUAUAGAGACAUCUUUUAUAGUCUGCUCUCUGUAUUUGAUGCUGGGCAUGGCACUAGUCGCUAUGUGCUUUAAUUUAAUGCAGGAACAAGUGAUACACUACUAUGCUGGUCUAAAAAGAGCUAUGAAAAGAAUAUGCCGGUGUAAAAGAUGACAACAUUACUUAAAAUAUAUUAUAGAAUAAUUAUAUUGUAAUUUUAGAGUACUGAAUUAACCUUUAAUAUAAGAAUUAUGAAAGUU